AUGUGCUCCAGCAGAUUUCAGCCCCGGAAUCUCCCCUGUCACCAAGAGAACCUGCUGCUCCUGCUGCUGAUGCAGAUAGAUGCUCUGGAAAGUAGGGUUUCUGAGUAUGAGAUCAGAAAUCGCCCCAUUUAUUUUAAGCUUAUGGCAAGAAAUGGGCUUCCGAGUGGAUUGACAAAUGCCAUACUAUUUGUUCUGUCAGUUUUUUUCAGGAAGAUCAUCAUCAUGCAACUAGUAGGGCUGGUGCUAACUCACAGCUUCACUAACUGUAACUUUGGGAAGAUUAGAGCCAUAUAUGAGAAUAUCAUUUAUUUUGACCUGAAGAAAUAUAUGGAGGGGACCAAAAGCACCCAGUUCAACCCCACCGUGUCCUGUUAUAAUCCGGUGAGUAAAGUAGCCAGUAGUUCAUGCGAGAACCGGGCAUCCUUCCAUGUUCUGCUGUGUGCUGCGUCCCGAGCGAUGCUGGCUCCCGGGGGCGACACCGGCGGGGACGGCGACCCCCUCGGCGGGCAGCUUUGGGAGCAGUCAGAGUGCCUCACUAUAAUCGAACGCGACACUUUCACUCCCACCCACGGCUGUGAGUCCUUUCCCACCGAAGAGUUCUCCAAAAAAACCAGGGUCGCUCUCGCUUCCCAGUGCCCUGGCUACUCCAGAACUCAGAUAAGCAGUACCCAGAAAAUGAAGACAAAGGAAAAAGAAGUCAUCACCAGGAAGUGCCUGGAAAAAGCCGCGCAUUUACUAGGAUUGUGGCGUCGGUUUAGCCGGUUUUAAGAAAAGAAACCAUCUUUAUCAUAGUCAUAUUUCGCAGAACUGAAAUCAUCUCUAUUAAAUGUAUUAAAUGUCACCUUUAACUGUGAUGUUUCAAAGACCACUCAAUAGUUAUUUUUAAUUGCAGAGAUAUGUUAAUUUAUUUUUUUGUAAUUUUUUUGAUUGCUUAAUCUAGAGUUUUGAAUUCAGGACAAGUUCUUUCUGACAAAAGUCCAGGAAAAAUAUCAUAUUGAUGACUGGCUUUCUGGAAGCAAUUUUCAGCUAGGACUGCAGAAGCCUCACUCAGGGAAAACUCCAAAAGUGUAAUAUAAGAACAUUUUCAUUUGGAUAAGGGAAAAUUUUAACUCAAUGAGAGCACUCAAACUUCAGUUUAAAAGAAAGGCAUUUCUAUUUGUGAUGAUACAUUUUGUGUUUUUCUAAGAAAAUUUACAAAAUAAGACAAUGUAAGAAAAAUGUAGCAAAGAAAUUUGAAAGAAUUUUAAAUGAAAUAUUGUAAAAUAUUUUAAGCCAACUUUGGAAAACUGUGCAGCAGAUAGUGGCUUUAUUAAAAAUAUCCUGAAGAAAUACCUUUAUUAUCAUUAUAACGCAUA
Ochotona princeps (American pika) is the source of this 1355-nucleotide messenger RNA. It is a transcript of the gene TSLP, whose product is annotated as thymic stromal lymphopoietin. Lineage: Eukaryota; Metazoa; Chordata; Mammalia; Lagomorpha; Ochotonidae. The record is from RefSeq and is a predicted model, not a curated record. The transcript is spliced from 5 exons. The coding region runs from base 1 to 768 and encodes 255 amino acids. Gene Ontology annotation, molecular function: cytokine activity.